This is a messenger RNA of Plasmodium malariae, 10239 nucleotides long. It is a transcript of the gene LISP1, whose product is annotated as liver specific protein 1, putative. The record is from RefSeq and is a predicted model, not a curated record. Bases 1 to 10239 code for a protein of 3412 amino acids. The transcript has a single exon. NCBI's taxonomy places the organism in Eukaryota, Apicomplexa, Aconoidasida, Haemosporida, Plasmodiidae.
AUGAAACUAAUUAUUCUUUACGUUCUCGGUUUGUUAUUCUUUUUAUCUAACAAUGUGCAAUGUAAGAAAAAAAAAAAUAAGAUACUUAGUAAUAUACCAAAGAAUAGUAAUCUACUUGACUGUCUUUCAUUUAUAGCACAUGGUGAUCACCGAAAUAUAUUGUCUGAAGUUAGCGAUUCGCUAUUGAAGAAGCUAGAAAAUAAUGAAUUGGUUACAAAGGACAUGUUAUUAUCCACACUGAGGUCAUUAGAAAAUAAGUACAAGGAAACAGAUGAUGAUUCAAAAAAAAAGGGAAUUGAAAAAUUAGUGGUAGAUAUUAAAGAGGCCUUAAAAAAAAAUUAUACUAAUAAUAGUAAUAGUAAUAAUGUGGAAAAUAAUGAAGAAGAUAUAAAAAGUAAAGAAAUAAAUAAGAAAUAUUUUUUAUUAAAAUUAGAAAAUGCUUUUAUCAAAAAAGAUCUUUCUAAUUUUAAAAGAGUUAAUGAAGAUAUCAAACUAAGAAAAACAUAUUUAGAUAAAAAAUUCAAAAUAUGUAGUACUUCAAGUGAACAAUUAUUAUCUGGGGCUCCUGGAAAAUUAAAUUUAUCUGAUAGUAGCAUAAAAGAAAUAGAUUAUCCAUCAUCUAUUAAAAUCGUAAAUCAAUUAAUUCCUGAAGAAUAUUCUAUCUCAAAUAACACAUUGGGGUCACCACAUUUUAACAAGUUAAUAGAUUUAUAUAAGCCUUUACUUGAUUUCAAUAUAGAUUUGAUAAAAAACGAUUUGAAAAAUGAGUUACAGACUUAUGAAGAUUCUAAAAAUGAAAUCUCCUUUAUAAUACGUGAUAGUAAAUAUAAUAAAUUGAAAAAAUUCACGUUUACUGUUCCUAUGAGUAGAAUGCCAGAUGCUAAACCUAAUGACGAAAUGAAAAAAGAAAUUACAGACAAAAAUAGGAUUUAUACAUAUGUGAUUAGUAAAGCGGAUAGAGACAAAAUCCCAGAAGAAUAUAUUCUUAGUAGUCAUUUAGGGAAACCUUUACAUAUUAAACCAAAGAGAACUAAAAAGAUUAUAAAAAUUCCCGUUAAAAAAAAAAAAAAAAAAAAUAUAAAUGAUAACAUACAAAUUAAUGUUAAAGCACCAAUAAAAGUUGGCCAUUUGUUUUUAAAAAAAAAUGAGGAAGAUAAUAUGACAGAGAUACCCCUCAAUGAAUGUCACAUAUAUUUGAAAGAUAUUGCACAAGGAGCGGUGGAUUCAUCAUCUUUAUCACAAUCAUCGUCGUCAUCGCCUUCCCCAUCUUUUGCAAAAACGCUUGAGGGUCCAGUUGAGCUUUUAACAGUGAUAAAACCACAGUCAGAUUGUGAUAUAUUAAAAAAAAUAAUAAUCCAAAGGAUUAUACAUCAUGAACCGAUGAGUAAUAAACAAUCAAAAGAUGGGAAUUUUUCUCCUGAAGGAAAUUCUAUACAAAAAUUUCCCGAAUGUUCUCAUCGCAUUUGUCAUUCUUGCUUUAAUUCUUUACCGCUAAUACAUUUUAAUUAUCCAUCGGGUGGUUUGUAUUGUAUGGCACGUCCUACUUAUGAAAAUAAUUCAUAUAAUAAAUAUGAUUUUAAUGAAAAAUUUAUUAAUUUAAGUUAUGACAAAAAUUGCCUUAUAUGUAUUCCCAGUAGUGCCAUAAACAAUUUUUUGUGUAAUUUAAAUCAAGAUGACAAUUCAGAAAAGGAAUAUAACCAAAAUGUCAACAAUGAUUUUCAUACUUACAAAAAAAUUUACAUACACAGUGAUACAUGUCUAAAUUGUGAUCCUAAAAAUAAUCAUAUUUUUUCUUUUCUUCAUAAUAGUAAAACAUGUCCAUAUUGUAAACAUAACAAAACAUUCAAAAAAGAAAAUAGUAGCUCUAAAACCGUAAGCACGUUUAACGCAGAUGCUUCACAACAAAAUGAUAUACAUGGACAGGGUGUAUCAAACUUUAUCAUUGUAAACGAUAAUGAAAAUUUGGAAACAGUUUCAAAUGAAGAGGAUGGAAAUGAAAAUAAGGAAAAAACAUCUUUUAUAAAUAGACUUCAUAAUGCAAGUGGGGGCGAUACAAAAGAAGAUAACAGAAAAUAUGGCACAUAUAUGUACAGUAGUGAAGGGGACUCAAGGAAAUACGACGAUAAAGUUGACAUGAAAGGAAACAAUAAUAGUGAAGUACAUAAUGGAUUAAGCAACCGUAUAGUUUAUCUAAGUAGUAGCUGCUUUGACACGACCAAGUUAAAGGUAGUUGGCCGUGAUGAUCAAGAUGAAGAUGAAGGGGAGGAUAUAAAUAACAUCGAUGUAGUUAAGGAAUAUGUAGGUAAGGAAGAUACAGGUAGGGGUGCAGUAGAUAGCAGGGGUGCAAACAGUAGCGGUGAACAUAUAAGCGGUCCAGAUAACAGCGAUUCAGAUGAGAAUUUAUCACAAGAAGAAAUCGACGAUCUAGAUAAGGAAAAACUUGAAAUAGAAGACGAAAAUUUCAAACAACAAGAAGAUUCCAAAUUUUACAGUUCUAAUCAAACAAAUGAAGUGGGUAAUAGUAAUAUGAGCUACUUGAGAAAAUUAUAUUAUAACACUGUUCAUGAACAGGGUAAUAAUAUGGAUAAUAAUGAAGAGGAAGUUUUUCUUUUCAAUAUAAGAUUCAUAUAUAAAACUAGUUUUUUUGGAAAAAAAAAAAUAGUAAAUGCGUACUUAAAAACAUCAAAGGUAGAUAUUAGCUACAACAAAGAAAAAAUACUUUAUUUAUUUGAAAAUUUAUUUAAAAAAGUAUUCAAAGACAUAGAUUAUAAAAUUAAAGAAUCAUUGGUACAUUUGUCCCCAAUAAUAGAAGACUAUGAGAUUACAGGAUAUGAUAUGGAUUUUGGGAAAGUACAAGCUCAUUAUGCAGGAUCUAUAAAUAUGUUUAAGCAUUCAAUUUUUGAUCUUCAGAAUAUGGCUAUUUAUUUUAUUAGUCCAGAUGAAAAAUAUAUAUUAUUAGAAGAUGUGAUAAGAGAAAUACAUGAAGAAAAGGAAGGAAGAGGUUCAUAUUAUAAAUUACAUCAUGAUGAAAAUGUAGAUACUCCUUCAGAGGAAAAAAAUGUUAUCGAUUCAGUAAUUGAGGAACAAGAAGGAGAGGAUAGUUCAGAUACUCACGACUUGGAAGAAUUAUCUACGGACGAACAGAAAGAGGAGACGCAGGAGAUGGAAGAAGAGGAGGAAGAAGAGCAAGAGGAGGGAAAUGAAGAUGAAACGGAAGAGACGGAUGCACAGGAGAAAGAGAAGGAUACACUUGAGAAGGAGAAAGAUGUGAAUGCGAAAAAUAAAGACGAGCAAGAAAAGGAACAGGACAUUCCAACGUACUAUAGCAUUCCAGCAGGAAGGGAAAACGAAGAUAAUAAAUCUACAUAUAAUUUGGAUCUACUUAAAAUUUUAGCAACCUACGGUAGUCUAUUGUCAAAGAAGGACAUGAAAGAUAUAAACGACAAUAUAAAAAACAUAACGGUUGACAAGAAAAUAAUAAAUGGAAGUGAAAUUAUAGAGAUAAUAAUUAAAAAGGAUCAAAAAGUUCUAGAAAAAGAUAUAUCUGAAGAACGUAAGAAAGAAAAAGGAGAUGACGAAAAGCAUGAAUCUAUAUCUAUUGAUGGGGAUGAAGGAAUUCACGAUAUUAACGAGACAGUGAAAAAAUAUAUGGAUAAAUAUUUUAGUGUUCAUGAUGUACCAAUAUAUUAUAUUGAAGAUAUGCAUAUUUCAAAAAACACAAUAUAUGUUACAUCUGAUGUAAAUUGUGAUUUAGAUAUGCUUAAAAUGAGUAUUUUAGGUAUUUGUAAUAUUACUAAUAAAUCUAUAGAAGAUUAUAAUUUUUUUUUAGUACACAAAGACAUAAAAUUGUAUGACCCUAGUAAACUUCAAGAAAUACCAUCAUUCAUAAGGAAUGUGCAAGAAUUGUACAAGUAUAGUAAAUCAUUAGAUAUGAAAAUAGUCAUUGCAUCAAUACAUGAGGAAGAUAUAAAUAGUUUAAAACCUAAGAGCUUUCAUUAUUUGUAUGAAUCUAAUAAGGAGGAUAUUUCUUUCAUAAGAGAAAAAGGGGAAGAAACCGAAUCGAGCGAAAAGGAUGAACAAGAUGGUGAACGAGAGGGGGAUAAAAUAUUGGGGAAGAUACCCCAUAUGGAUGCACUUAACAUGCAGGAAAAUUCAAAAUAUGAAUCACCUGGAGAUAUUUCUAAAAGCUAUGUUGCGGAUAAUGUUAUAUUUGGAAGAGAAACACUAAUGAACGGAUUGGUAGAAAGGAAUGAAGAGGAAGAAAGUCAAAGUAUAUAUAAUACUAGUGAGGAAGAUGUAAAAUAUAUAAAUAAAGAGAUAACCAUUUUAGAAGAUGAAGAAUAUUAUAGGAAAGGAAAUUAUUAUAAUUUUUUUGAAAUAUAUAUAGAUAAUCCUACGAGAAAAAUGAGUAUAACAAAUGCUCCAAUUUUAAAAACGUAUACAUUGAAUUUAUUUAUAAUUGAUAUUAUGAACAAAAUAAUGCAUGUGCCUUCAACUUUUAUAAAUACUGAAUCUUAUAGAAAAGGAAUGUGUAUAUUAGAUAUUCAUAAGUGUCUGGAAUAUUAUUCAUAUAACAGUAAAUCGAAGGUCAUUAGUUCUUUGGUUUUUGAAAAAUUUAUUACAUUAUAUGAAGUAUUAAAAUAUCUUGGUACAAGAGACGAACAUCUAUUGAUAAGAAAUAAAAUUAGUGAAGAUUGUAUAGGGGUAGACAACUUAAAAGAUAUUAAAUAUCCAGCAAGUAUUAAUUUAAAAGAUUCAAAAUUUAUUCAUCUUGAAAUACCAUUAUUCUAUUUAGACGAACGUUCUAAUUUCUUUCAUGAUAAAAUUACUUUAAUGAAUGUACCUGAAAAUUUAACUGUAUCAGAACUAUGCACAUCCAUAAAAAAUAUAUUAAAUGAAGCUUUAACUUCGUUUAACGUAAAUACUGUAAUGGAUAUACAAGUGUAUACUAUAACAGAUAAGCAAUGGCAAAAUGUACCAGAAAAUACAUCAAUAUAUGAUAUAAAAAUGAAUUUUCAUAAUUUGUAUACCUUAUUUAUUAAAAAUCAGUUCUUAAGUAAAAAUAAUUUUCAAGAAUUAUCAAAUUUAAUAAUUGAUUUUUCAGAUAACCAAAUGUACGUUAAAAAGUUAGACAUAUAUAUAGAUUACAACUUUAGUCCUUAUACCCUGUAUAAUUUACCAAUACAUGCCUCAUCUAAUCAUAUAAAAUAUUUAUUAUUACGUAAUAUUCAUUCGUUUUUAUCGGACUCUUUCGCAAAUGAAUUUUUUUUUACCUAUAAUAAAAUGUACGUAAUUAAAUCCUACUCUGAAAUAAGGGGCUCUGAAAAUGCAGAAGAUGAGGAAGUAUAUAUUUAUGAAGGAGACGAAAGUAAAGACAGUAAAAAAAUAACCUACCUCUUUUUAUUAAAUAUGCUAAGUAGAUUUUACAAAAUAAAGUUCAAUUCGAGUAGGAUGCUAGAAAAUGUGAUAUCUGAACUGUUUGAACUCAGCGGGAAAAGCUCUAGCGAAAAUCCCUUGGUAGAGGUAAGGAAGUCAUCCAAAAAGGUAAAAAAUAUAGAAAUACAUCUGGCCAAUGAUAGCAGUGGGAGCAGCACCGGCAGUAGCAGUGCCACUGAAAGUACUUCUAAUAAUAAGAUACUGGUGAAAAAUGUUCCGUUAGGACUACUGGUGUGGAAAUUUAUCAACAUACUGAUGAAGGGAACAUUCAAUGUACCCAUAGAAGACAAAGAGAAGUUAUAUAACCUAUUUGCACUAGUUCCAAAAGAUAAAGAGAAGGUACAAAAUCAUGAUUAUUACUUCAGUACUAUCCCAGGAUACACCAUAGAAGAAGUGCUAAAAAUAAUGGAUAAAAAUAACAUUCUUUUAAUAAAGGCAUAUCCAGAAAAGUUGAAUCGUAUAAGAAAUAGUGAACAUUUUGAAGGAUAUAUAGAAUUUAACCUUGAUUCCUUACCAUCUGUAAUAGAUUUUAAUAAUCCCAUUGGAUCCUUAAGCUUUUAUGUUAAUUACAAAAACAAAAAUAAAAUAACACAUAUAAUUAAUGUACCUGAAAAUAUUACCACAGAUAAAUUGCUAAAAACAAUUCUUUUAGAUAUGUAUUCCAAAUGGCAAAAAUUACCAAAAGAUGAAAAAAUAAAAUUUUCGCUUUUCCGGAACAACAACGAAAUAACAGAUAUGAAGGAGUAUAUAAAUUCUGGAGAAGGUGCACAGCUGCGAACAUUUAUUUCUUUGAAGAAGAAAAGAAGUGACUCCAAUACUAACAAUAAUACCAGUAUUAACAGUAUGAAUCAUAAGUUUUAUAAAAAGAAAUAUGUAGACUUAGACAAGAUAUCAGAAGUUGAUUCCAUGAAUCUAUCAGAUGCAGAAUUAAAAGCAGCACAACUAUAUGAUAAUGUGUUGAGAGAAAUUCUCGUUAAAGAUUAUAUUGACUUUAAUAAUAUUUCCAUAAGUGGUUAUACUAUGACUAUUUAUAUAUUUGACGGAACAACAUACCAACCAACAUUCAUAUAUAAUGUACCUUUAAGUUCAACUAAUAAGGAUGUAAUUAACUUUUUACUAAUUAAAGCAAAUCAUAUUAAUACGAAAAGACUAGUAGAUGAAUUCCUUCUCCUCAAUGAAGAAUCAUUUAAUUUAUUAAAAACAAAAACUUUCAUAGAACAAAAUGUUGUUUUUAUAGGAGAGUUAACAGAACUAAUUAAUUUAGAUAGAUCUAAGUUAUACCUUGUCCAGAAACCAUUAUUUAAUCCGUUAGAUGAUUUAUUUAAAAAUAUAGCUAACAAAAGCUAUGAUUUUAAAUCAGAAAAAAGGGGUGUUCUCAAUGUAAGUGAAGAGAAGGGAAAUCUUAAUCUUAACAUCAUGUUUAGUAAAAAUAAAAAAAGAGUUAUAAGUGUUCAAAAUAUUCCUCAUAAUAUGUACAUAACCGAAUUUUUAAGAUUUGCAAUUGGGUAUCAAAGAAAAUGGAUAUACAAAUUUGUCAAUUUUUACAUUAUGAAAGACAGUGAAAAGUAUGUUUUAAAUGAUACUUGUGAUGUUAUAAGACACGGUAGGACAAUAAGUGAGAUAUUUAAAAUUUGUAAAUCUGGUUAUCCUUGUACCUUACACAUUGACAUUAGUUUGAAGGACCAUCAUAACGAAACCAAAGCUGCGCAUUCUACAGAUUCUGCAUAUUUUAUACGUCCUACAGAUAAUGAGGAUAAAUAUAAAAAUUUAGUUAUAUUAAAAGAAUUAAGGAAGAAAAUACUAGCAGAUGAAAUGGAUUAUACUACUACUACUAAUACUAAUAAUAAUAUUAAUAAUCAGAAAAUAAAUUUGGCUUCCAUAAAUUUUGAAUACAAUGCUGGGUUAUAUGAAAAGUACAUCUUUGGUUCUUCAAGAAUUAUUAACAUACCUAAGAGUUAUACAGUGGGUGAUGUAUUAUCUUAUAUCAAAAAAAAAGUAAAAGAAGACACAAAAAUUAAAAGUGUAUACGAAUUAGAAUUGAAAAUCAUUUUUAAUGAUGCUUAUAUUACUAUACCAAAGGAAUUAAAUAUGGAAUAUGUCAUCAAUUAUUACUUUAUUAAUACUCCAUCUAUCGUUUCUAUAUCAGAUGAUAACCCAUUCAAUAUUGUUCAUCUGACAUUAUAUGACACCAUUAUAGAUAUAAAAAAUGAUAUAUUUGUUAAGAAGAGUAUUCCGAUGUAUAUAAAAAAUGGUAAGAGCUUGCAAAAUGUGAAAUUAAAAAAUAUACCCGUUUCUAUAACAGAAGAUCAAUUAAUUACAUAUUUACUGACAUAUUUAACACAAAAUACGGAAGUGAUUAAUUUCAUAAGAGAUAAUACAUCUAUAUGUGUAUAUCCAAGGUGUGAUCCUGUGUAUAUUCAUCAUGAGAAGCAGCAGUUAUGCUUUAUAUCUUCCCUAUCAUAUCAUAUUGCUUUAAAAAAUAUUUGCUACUUAACAACAGUAGAAUCGUAUGAAGACUUUUACAGCAAAAUGGGGCAUUUCGAAUUUAUUUAUGACAGAUCAAAAUAUUUUAGUGAAAUAAAAGCACAGAGCAGUAGUAAAAAGAGUAGUAAUGUAGACGAUAUUAUGAACCUCGAUAUGAAUAUCCAUUUUCCUAAUAUUGAAAGAACAGUUCGUGUAAAAAAUUUUAAUAUGAACAUGCAAAUAGAAGACUUAUUAGAGAAAAUAUUCCAAUCUGUAACAACGAAAAGUUUUAGAUGGGGUGAAUUAUUUACCUUCCUUGGAAAUACAUCACGAAUUAAUGAACAGAUGGAUGAAAGAAAAAUCGAAAAAAAAGUGAGAACAUUUAGAGAUUAUUUAAAUGAAGAAGGGAACAUAUCAUUCAUUUAUAAACCUGAAAAUAACGAAAUACAUGAUUAUUUAAUGCAUAGAAUAGUUUAUUUACCAUCAUUGAUAAAUUAUCAAACAAAGUAUAUAUCAUUACAAACUAGCAUUAAUGGUUAUCAGAAUAGUAGUACCAUCUUAAAUGGCUUCCCUGAUUAUUUAACCCCCAAAUUUAUGCUCACAUUAAUACAGUAUAAUCUCUUCAGAUUAAUAGACAAAACUUAUUUAAAAGUUUUUGGAUGUUCUUAUGAAUAUUGUAUUAACGAAGAUGAGUUUAUUAAUUAUACGAAUGAAUUGUUUACUAAGAAGAAUGAUAACUUAGCGGCAUAUACUUUAAAAAGUGAGAAUUCAAAGCAGCAAAUGAAACUUAUUUUAAGAAUAAAGAAAAAGGAAACAAGACAAAUUGAUACAAUAAGGAAUUUACUAUCCAUGGAAUUGAACAUAUCCUGUCAACAGUUAACUAAUGAAGAAGAUAUGGAAGAAUGUAAUGAUAUAAUAUCUUCGCUAAAUACUUCUCAUAUUUUUUGGAGAAAUAGUGUUUUAGGUUUUAUGGCAAAUUCUAUAGUAAUAAAAGACUAUUAUAAUAAUACUUUAAUGUUACCAUAUAUUGAUUAUGGAGUAAAUGAAAAGAUAUUAAUUCAAAACAUAUUAAAUAGUAUUAACAUCUCACCAUAUUUAUAUAAAUUAUUUGAAUUAACACAUGUAGAUAAAGUUUGUGUCAGCUAUAUAAAAAAAUUAAAAAAUAUUAUACCACAUAUUCAGUGCUUGUUAUCUUAUGGAUUUACUGUAUUUUUUGAUUUACAUCAUAAUAGUAAAUUUGACCAAUAUAAUGGUUUCAAAUUAGGAACUGAAUCAUCUGAUAUAACACAUAUACAUCCAUUCCAGGAUAUACUUGAAAAACAUUUUGUCGAAUUCUUCAUACAUAACCAUGAUGGAACUCAUGUUUUUGUAAAAAAUGUAUACAGAGAUUUGACCGUAUCUAUCCUUCUGAAUGAAUUGUCUAAAGCAAGAUGUCACAUCCACUCAUUAAAGUAUAACCAGGUUAGUAACUUUUAUAAACUUGUAUACGUGCUCAAUGAUAAUGAGCAGCACGACAUAUCCCCCGAGAUUUCCAUGGAGGACGUGUACGACUUAGUGAUAAAGCAUUCCAAAGCAAAUUUUUCCUUAAGAAUUGUGAAAAGGGAUGACAAUAAAAGGGGAAGCGAUAAGAGAAGCGAUAAGAGCAGCGAUAUGAACAACGAUAAGAACAGCGAUAUGAACAACGAUAAGAGCAGCGAUAUGAACAACGAUAAGAACAGCGAUAUGAACAACGAUAAGAGCAGCGAUAUGAACAGCGAUAAAAGUAGCGAUAUGAACAGCGAUAAAAGCAGAGAUAUGAACAGAGAUAAAAGCAGCGAUGAUAACGAAAGUACGGUAGAGGGUGACCUACCAGAUAUGUACCUCAGCCCCUACCCGAAAAUUAUUGACCUGAGCCAAAAUGAAUUCCAAGUUCUCAUGUUUUUACAGUUAAAACCACUGGAGAUGGAUAACAUGUUAAGAGGUUUGUCAACACCUCGAAUAAUAAUUAACAGCGUUUUAGCAAGUACACCUAUACUGUCUUUAAAAGAAUAUCUCAUGGUAUUAUUUAAAGAUUAUUUUGAAAGAAUGGAAAUUUCUCAAAAUUACUAUACAAAAUUUUAUGAAUUUGAUAUAGAUUUAUUAAUUAUUAAUUUUAAUCCUAUCACAAAGAAAAUUUAUAAAGUUAAUUCAGAUAUAUUAAAUAAUUUAACAGUUUCAAACUUUUACAGAGUUUAUUAUAACGCAUACUUAGUACUGCAAUUAGAUAAAGUAAAAAUUUUUAAAUCUCAUUUAUAUGAUGAUUUUAUUAGUUAUUUCUCAACAGUAGUUAUAGACUUUUCUUUUCAUAAAAUUCAAAAAUAG